AUUAAAUAGAAAAGAAGAAGGAAGUUCUCUUCAAACCGACCUCCUGCCCACGCAAAAAAAAAACAAAAAAAAAGCAGCAGCGAAUUUUUAUUUCUCUCCUCCCAGAACCCUAAACCCAUUCCCCAAUUCGAUCGAGAAACUCGACAAUCGAAGAAUUUAUCAGGAAAUUUUGUUUUUUUUAUUCCGAUUGAGUUUUCUCCGAACAACUACUUAGCUGAAUAAUGCAAAAACGACGUUGACAACACCAAAAAAUUUCAGAAUUCAGAUGGGUUUGAUUGGUGUCACAUUCAGAUGAAUUCAGAUCAGGAUCCUUUUGUUGUCUUAUGUUAAAGUCACAACAAAAUGGAUACAUUAGAUGAUCUUAUCUGUGGUUUGCCGAUAUCAAUUAAGAAUGUUUUUUAUCUUUGAUUUCCAAAGCCAAAGUGUGUUCCUUUUUUUGUAUCUGACGUUGGUUUUUAUUGGUUCUGGCUAUACACAGGCUACGCCAAUGAUUGCAGGUGCUGCUGUAGCUGCUGCUGCUGUUGCUGGUAGAUAUGGUAUAUUGGCUUGGCAAGCUUUCAAGGCAAGACCUCGUGUUCCUAGAAUGCGCAGGUUUUAUGAAGGUGGUUUCCAAAGUUCUAUGACCCGCCGAGAAGCUGCUCUCAUUCUUGGUGUUAGGGAGAGUGUUGUGGCAGAUAAGGUGAAGGAAGCUCACCGGAGAGUGAUGGUUGCAAAUCACCCAGACGCUGGAGGCAGUCACUAUCUUGCUUCUAAGAUCAAUGAAGCCAAAGAUAUGAUGCUUGGAAAAUCCAACAACAGCGGUUCUGCCUUUUGA
This is a messenger RNA of Arabidopsis thaliana (thale cress), 814 nucleotides long. Its product is annotated as Chaperone DnaJ-domain superfamily protein. The transcript is spliced from 3 exons. Gene Ontology annotation, cellular component: plastid; mitochondrion; mitochondrial inner membrane. NCBI's taxonomy places the organism in Eukaryota, Viridiplantae, Streptophyta, Magnoliopsida, Brassicales, Brassicaceae. Bases 356 to 814 code for a protein of 152 amino acids. The record is from RefSeq and is marked reviewed.